Somion occarium is the source of this 587-nucleotide messenger RNA. The record is from the annotation of a GenBank genome assembly. NCBI's taxonomy places the organism in Eukaryota, Fungi, Basidiomycota, Agaricomycetes, Polyporales, Cerrenaceae.
AUCGCUUUGAGCGAACUUGUCAAGGCAUACUCCACCACAUGUCCGAACAAGAAACCAACAUCGUCCCAAGCAACUCGGCAAUGACCAACGACAUCUGUGGCGAAACACCAUCGGCAUCCAAGGCAACCGUCGAGACCAACACCUGUGCGCAGGGCAAGCUACCCCCUGGCUUCCGCCCGCGCGUGGUAACCCAAGAGGCGAUAACAGCAACGAUAAUACAGGAGGUGGCCCAGGAGGCAACAGUGGAGGCAACAGUGGAGGCAACAGUGGAGGCAACAGUGGAGGCGGCACUGGGGGCGGCGCAACAACGACAAACGACAAUGGUGGAACGGCGCAAAGACGUGGCGGCAGGUAGAGCUCACGCACCCGUUGACGAAUAUCUUGAAUCAGGCUCGCCAAGUACCAUUUUUCUCGCUCUUUUGCCAGCCAAUGCAUCUACAUUUUUGCUCUCUCCGUUGUCCCACGCUUCCAGUCAAUUUCCGCUGCUUUGAGCUCAUGUAUAUCGUGAUAUGUACGUGAUAAGUUGUAGACGUAUGGACUUACCACGAUAUCCAUAUCUCCAAACUAAAUAUACCCGUAUGACAUCU